AUGGCUUCCACCAGCCAAAUUCCGAUGGAUGACAGCUCGGCGGAGGAGCGCGUCAUCAAUGAAGAAUACAAGAUUUGGAAGAAGAACACGCCGUUUCUCUAUGACCUCGUCAUGACCCAUGCGCUCGAGUGGCCCUCGCUGACGGCUCAAUGGCUUCCCGAGGCACAAAAGGUUGAAGGCCAGGACUACAACGUCUACCGCCUGUUGCUCGGCACCCACACAACCGACGAACAAAAUCACCUUGUCAUCUCCAAACUUCAACUUCCCAUAGACGAUGCCCAGUUUGAUCAAUCCAAGUAUGAUUCGGAUAAAGGAGAAUAUGGUGGCUUUGGGGCCGUGACUGGAAAAAUCGAGCCUGAAAUCCGCAUCAACCAUGAAGGCGAAGUCAACAGGGCACGAUAUAUGCCACAAAACCCACACAUCAUUGCAACGAAAUCUCCAAGCGCCGAGGUGUUCAUCUUCGACUACACUCGUCACACAGCUGUCCCGGCAAGCGAUGGAGUCUGCAAGCCUCAACUGCGGCUACGUGGGCACACUCGCGAAGGAUAUGGCCUUUCAUGGAAUACAAACAAAAUGGGACAUCUUCUUUCCGCCAGUGACGAUGGAACGGUGUGCCUCUGGGACAUCUCCGCAAAUACAGCGAGCGGCUCUGGCGGUCAUUUGGAUUCGAAGGCAAAAUACCCACAUCAAUCGGUCGUAGAAGAUGUCGCAUGGCACGUCCUUCACGAAGCCCUCUUCGGCUCCGUCAGCGACGAUCAUAACCUCACAAUUUGGGAUACGAGAUCAAAAUCUAACCAGCCGACGCACAAAGUGGAGGCGCACACUCAAGAAGUCAAUUGUUUAUCGUUCAACCCCUACUCCGAAUACAUCCUUUGCACCGGCUCUGCUGAUAAGACCGUCGGGCUGUGGGACUUGAGAAAUUUGAAGAAUAAGCUCCACUCAUUCCAGUCGCAUCGAGAUGAGAUUUUCCAGGUCCAAUGGUCGCCUCACAAUGAAACUAUCCUGGCUUCUUCGGGUAGCGAUCGGCGCGUCCACAUUUGGGAUCUGAGCAAAAUCGGAGAGACCCAAUCAGCUGAAGAUGCAGAGGACGGUCCUCCGGAGCUGCUCUUCAUCCAUGGUGGCCACACUGCCAAAGUUAGUGACUUCUCGUGGAAUCAGAACGAGCCCUGGCUCGUCUGCUCGGUUGCUGAGGAUAACAUCCUUCAGGUGUGGCAAAUGUCCGACACCAUCUACAAUGAGGAUGACGUUUACGAA
Molecule: messenger RNA, 1254 nt
Organism: Mesorhabditis spiculigera
Lineage: Eukaryota; Metazoa; Nematoda; Chromadorea; Rhabditida; Rhabditidae
Source: the annotation of a GenBank genome assembly